Molecule: messenger RNA, 837 nt
Organism: Gamsiella multidivaricata
Lineage: Eukaryota; Fungi; Mortierellomycota; Mortierellomycetes; Mortierellales; Mortierellaceae
Exons: 2
Biological process (GO): branched-chain amino acid biosynthetic process
Cellular component (GO): mitochondrial nucleoid; acetolactate synthase complex
Molecular function (GO): acetolactate synthase regulator activity
Source: RefSeq, a predicted model, not a curated record
UCCUCCUCCUCAACCUCCGCGAUCUCCUACAAACGCUCACACCCACACAAACGCCAUCCCGCCCUCACAUCCGAGUAUCUCCACCCUGCGGCUCCCAGUGCCGAAGAAGCCGUGGAAAGCAUUCUGUAUAACACGCCCUCGACCACACGCGAUCAGCAACGUCAGCGACAUGUCUUUAACUGUCUGGUGCAGAACGAGCCCGGAGUGUUGAGUCGAGUCUCGGGAAUCUUGGCAGGGAGGGGGUUCAAUAUCGACUCGCUUGUGGUUGCAAAGACGGAGGUUACGGAUUUGAGUCGGAUGACGAUUGUGUUGAGGGGCGAGUCUGAGACGAUCGAACAGGCACGGAGGCAGCUUGAGGAUCUUGUCCCGGUAUGGGCGGUCCUGGACUACACGGGCUCGAAGCUCAUCCAACGAGAACUCCUCCUCAUCAAGGUUUCCAUCCUCGGGCCCGAACACGUCCGUGCGCAGAUGAACUCCCGUUCACCCAAUUACCAACUCCUCCUCCAGGACGAAGCCGCCUCCGACCCCAUGACUCCCUCGGAUGCCCUCCGUCAGACUCAAGCCCACCUCAAAUCCCUGCGGGAGCUCACAGAGUUGUUCCAGGGACAUAUUCGGGACGUGAGCAGUGAUUGCGUGGCAAUUGAAUUGUCCGCAAAGCCCGACCGAGUGGAUGCGUUCGUGAAGCUGGUGAAGCCAUUCGGGAUCUUGGAGGCUGCCAGGAGUGGGAUGAUGGCGAUGCCUAGAUCACCGAUUUAUGACAGGCAGGAGUUUGAGGCCGAAAACAAAGUUCAGGAGGAGGGGUCUGGAGUCGAUGCCUCCUUGUUGCCUCCCGGAUAA